Molecule: messenger RNA, 1195 nt
Organism: Haliotis rufescens (red abalone)
Lineage: Eukaryota; Metazoa; Mollusca; Gastropoda; Lepetellida; Haliotidae
Product: E3 ubiquitin-protein ligase XIAP-like
Exons: 4
Coding region: 305-916 (203 amino acids)
Biological process (GO): regulation of cell cycle
Cellular component (GO): spindle microtubule; nucleus; cytoplasm
Source: RefSeq, a predicted model, not a curated record
AUUUAUAUUAUUUUCAUUGCGAUUUGUGUAACUUGAACAUGUGUAAGCUCAUCGUUAUUACGUAUACAGACAUGCCAAAAGAUAUAUACCCUACCUUGCAGUAUAUAAAUCUUGCUCGUGUGAGUUGCUAAAUACAUACAUUCUGCGUUCUACAUUUGUCGCACUGGGUUUUCCCAGGUGAUCGUUGCAAGACUAUUAAUAACACAGGACGCUCCAGUUAGAAAUCUCAUUCUAAACGUGACUCGUCACGUGAUUGAGUGGUACGAGUCACCAUGUUUGUCGUGUUAGCGUAACAGCAGUAUGUAUGAAGUCGGCUGUGCAUUGCACCCAUCUGUAUGCAGUCAGCUAUCGGAAGCUAUCAGCAGCGUAUCAGCUAUACCUUAUUGUGUUGUGUAUAUGCAGUAUCUCUAAACUAUUGAGAUUCAUGAAAAUGAAGACGUCACUUUCACUGCUGGAUGUCGAUCUCGCACGAAUUCCAAAUGGAUUUGUUCUUGGUCCAGAUGAAGUAAACUCUCUGCUGGCACAUGCUGAUAAAGGAGACAAACGGGGUUUUGGUUUGCAGGCCCUUGUGAACCUCUCCUAUCGAGCCCCUGGAAGAUACCCCCAGCAGCCGGCUCUGUUCUGUGAUGAACGACUUCAGACGUUGGCCAUUGGACACGACGCCAUUGCAGCAAUGCCACCUGAUAGACACCGCAUGAUCGCCAAGGCCGGAUUUUCUCGCUGUGGCAACACGACAACGUUGACGUGCUACCACUGCGGAUGUCAGGCUGCAAACUGGGAGCCGGAUGACGACCCGUGGAACAGACACGCAGAGCUUCAGCCUAACUGCCCAGUGGUCAAGAGGGGUGUGACCACCACCACCGAGGGAGGGCGACCUGUCGACCGACUCCUGAAGAGAAGUGUGUCCUGUGAAUAGACUCACCGCCACACCAACUCACUCACUGACCACCAUGCAUGUAUCUCCAGAAAAACUGUCCUCGCAACAAUCAUAUAGAAACCGUCAACUGUUGAGGAAGUAAGCACAGAUAAAAUGCACAUUCCGAUUUUAUUCAAAUACCUCAAUUAAAAAUAUUAAGUAAUUAAAGCACCUUUCGAAACCUUCAGUAAACACAGGUAUGUAGUCUAUAUUAUUCCGACAACAUAAUCUUAAAAGAAGUGUGUCACUAAGAUCCACAUUGGAUCUUCUUGGUAAAGA